AACUUGCCGUAUCGCCAUAUCUUUGAAAAUCACAUUCUGAGUCAGAACGAAUUUGGAUUAUUUGAUUAUUGGAUGAGGAGUAGCUAUUCUGAAAUGCAGUCAUUGGGAUUAGUUCCUUAUAAAUAUGUGAGCACCUCCAGAGAUGAAAAGGCCAGUAUAGUAUUCAAGGAUAUUUCCGGAAUAUUGACACUCUAUGUUAGCGCCAUGAUUGUCAGCAUUUUGUGCUUUUUCCUAGAGAUUUGUAUCAAACGGAUGUCGUGUUUUCGUUUAUGGAAGUGGAGGACAUCACGACAUGAACGCGACAUUUAAAUAUUUUUCAAUGGCCUUCACAGCAGUGUUAACACGAAUAUCACAUGCCUCAGAGAAAGAACAUAAUCCUUCAAAAAGGUUGCACUCCAUCGGGUUUUCCAUUAGUUUCAAGAUGACUCUGACAGUACUGUUCAUACUUCUCAUAUUCUGUGAGCAAUCGAGAAGCCACUCCAUAGAAUUAUCCCAUCAAGAUGAACUGGAUGUGGAAGGGAACCUAUUAAACUUUUUAUUAAGAUUGAAAAAUGAAGAAUUCUACGAUACUGUGCUUAUCUAUGGAGAGGAUUGUAUUUUUCACACUCUGCCCAAAUAUAUGGAAUUCACUGCUGUUUUGGUAUCAUCAGGUAGCACCGAUUUUGAUUGGAAUUUUAGUAGCCUAACACUCAUUCUUAUUUGCGGAUCCAAUGACGACAAGGAGCACAACUAUCGCACUCUCAUGAAACUUCAAGGCAGUCGACGUUUGAUUUUCAAUAAUGAUAACUCUCAAAUAGAGGAGAUAUGCAACAACUAUUCGACCAAGGAGCAGUAUAAUAUAGCCAUAAUGGAAGACAACUUUGAUAAAAUAGAAACAAUAUAUUCCUGUCGCUUCUUUCCGAAUACCACUGUCGAGGAAAUAGGCCUCUCAACAGGUAAGCCAAUUUAUGUUGAACAACUUCGAAAUAUGCAUAGAAGAGACAUCAGAGCCAUGACAGAUGGUGUGGCCCCAAGAUCAUUGAUUUUUUAUGAUGAGAAGAGCAAAAAACAUAGAGUAUUCGGAUAUGUGGCCAUGCUGGUUAUAAAUUUUGCAAGAAGAAUAAAUGCCACUUUGAAAUUGGAAACAAUAGGCAAUCGUACCGAUUACUUGAUCAUCAAGCAGUGGGUAAUCGAAGGAAAACUGGAUUUUGGAAUAGCUGCAGACGCUUCUUUGUUCAACAAAAAUUUUGACACAGCCAGCUACCCCUGGACUUCAACUUCAUACUGUUUAAUGAUGCCAGUUCCAGAAACGAUACCCUACAAUAUGGUUUAUGUGAUGAUAGUGGAUCGCCUGGUUGUUGGAAUCAUUAUUGUCCUAUUCGGCCUGCUCACCAUGUUGCUGAUCUUUAGCAGUAAAUUUUCCAGGCAGGAUCUCAGCCUGGCCAACGUCCUGCUCAAUGACAAGAGUUUCCGCGGUCUCUUGGGCCAAACUUUUCCAUUUCCUGCCAACGCUAGCAAGAAAUUGAGACUAGUUUUCGUAAUUUUGUGCUUUGCCAGUAUAAUGCUUACCACAAUGUAUGAAGCCUACCUGCAGUCCUACUUUACAAGUCCCCCAUAUGGACCUCGGGUUGAGUCCUUUAAUGACUUGCAGAAAUUCAAACAAAAGGUAGCAUUCAGUGGCGUGGAGAUGAAACUACUGGCCAGUCUAAACAGUUCCCGAUUUAAAAAAAUACAUGACACCAACAGAGUAAUAUUUCCAGAUUGGCACAAGUUUUUGAGUGUUCGCGAUAGCUUCAACACCAGCUAUGGUUAUCCCGUCACAGAAGAUCGCUGGACCUUAUACGAGGAGCAGCAGAAACUCUUCAAAGUGCCCAGUUUCUACUACGCGAAGGACCUUUGCUUCACCCAGAUGCUGUUCCUGUCCUUUCCCCUACGACCCCAUAUGCCUUAUCGUCAUCUCUUCGAGGACCACAUGCUUAGUCAACAGGAGUUUGGUUUGGUGUCCUACAUGAAAAGUCGCAGCUUUCUCGAUAUGGUGAGUCUGAAGCUAGCCCCUCUGAAGGACCUGAGCCAGCCCAAACCCUUUUCACCAAGCCUCCUAAUGGAUGACAUCUCAGUGGUAAUGAAAGCCUAUUUGGGAGGAAUGUUGCUUAGCUUUUUAAUAUUUUUACUAGAGCUUGGAGGUAGCAAAGUUAGGUGGAGUCGCUUGCAUGUAUUUGGAAAAUAAAAUACUUCUUGCCGAUAAAAUCACUUGCAUUUUAAAUGUACCCUAUAAUGGCCCACACAAGUCUCCAAGGGAUGUUAACAUAAAAAGUGCAUGCCAGACCAAACCCAGUUCAUAAAAUAAAA
Drosophila ananassae is the source of this 2328-nucleotide messenger RNA. RefSeq lists its product as uncharacterized. The transcript has a single exon. The record is from RefSeq and is a predicted model, not a curated record. NCBI's taxonomy places the organism in Eukaryota, Metazoa, Arthropoda, Insecta, Diptera, Drosophilidae. Bases 293 to 2206 code for a protein of 637 amino acids.